GUCACUGAUGUUACGUUAUCUUAGCUAUCUUAACUAAGCACUACUCAGUUAAGCAGGCGCUUACAACCGUAAGACGUAGCAGGCACACUAACUUUAUCUGCUGUGGCAUUUUUGCCGUCGACGAUAGUUUGUAAAUCAUUUAGAUUUUAACUAAUAUGACAAAGGAUCUAAAUCUGAGAUGACAGACUGCAUUCCUGGAGAACCACUGUUCAAUUUGCGCUUUUUACUGCUCCAGGACACGACUUUCGCUAAUGAAAGCAUUAAUGUUAAAGCAGAGCAGCACAUAAUGCAGGACUGGAUUGUUUCCCAUGUGACCCUAGACCUGCUAUGUAGCUGUCAUCGCAGUACUGGCCGUGCAAAGGUGACCCAUGCAGUUGUGGUCAUCUUUUUGGAAUUCUUUUCCUGGGGCCUACUUACAACACCAAUGCUUACAGUGCUACAUGAAACAUUUCCAGAGCACACAUUCCUCAUGAAUGGGCUUAUUCAAGGGGUUAAGGGUUUGCUAUCAUUCAUGAGUGCCCCUUUAAUUGGUGCCUUGUCAGAUGUAUGGGGCAGAAAGUCUUUCCUGUUGCUGACAGUGUUCUUUACCUGUGCCCCCAUCCCACUGAUGAGGAUAAGCCCAUGGUGGUAUUUUGCCCUCAUUUCAGUAUCUGGAGUCUUCUCAGUUACAUUCUCUGUUAUAUUUGCAUAUGUAGCAGAUAUUACAGAGGAACAUGAAAGAAGCACAGCCUAUGGAUUGGUAUCAGCAACUUUUGCUGCAAGUUUAGUGACAAGUCCUGCUAUAGGGGCCUACCUCUCCGCCAAUUAUUCAGACAGCCUGGUCGUACUGGUAGCCACCAUAAUUGCUGUAGCCGAUAUUCUGUUUGUACUCCUGGUCGUGCCAGAGUCACUGCCAGACAAAAUGAGACUGUCAUCAUGGGGUUUUCCUAUUUCUUGGGAGCAAGCUGACCCCUUUGGUUCUCUGAGAAAAGUGGGGAAGGACACCACAGUGCUGCUCAUAUGUGUCACUGUGUUUUUGUCAUACCUGCCAGAGGCAGGGCAGUAUUCCAGCUUUUUCUUAUACCUAAGACAGGUCAUUAACUUCUCAUCAGCAGAAAUUGCAGCAUUUAUAGCAAUGGUUGGAAUCCUCUCUAUUGUUGCACAGACUUUGCUCCUAAGUGUGCUCAUGAGGAAAAUUGGAAACAAGAAUACUGUGUUACUGGGACUUGGAUUUCAGCUGUUCCAGCUGGCCUGGUAUGGCUUCGGGUCAGAAUCAUGGAUGAUGUGGGCAGCUGGCACAGUGGCUGCUAUGUCCAGUAUCACCUUCCCUGCAGUGAGUGCCCUAGUCUCCCGCUGCACUGAUCAUGACCAGCAGGGUGCAGUCCAGGGAAUGAUAACAGGGAUUAGGGGCCUGUGCAAUGGUCUUGGUCCAGCUCUUUUUGGAUUUAUAUUCUUUCUCUUCAAUGUGGAACUGAAUGAGAUGGGCCCAGUGGAUCAUGACCCAGCCUCAACCGUCAGUGAUGAGAGUUCAGUCAUUCCAGGACCUCCCUUCUUGUUUGGAGCCUGUACAGUUCUUUUGGCACUGUUGGUAGCCAUCUUCAUUCCAGAACGGCACAGUCUGGCGAUAAAGACCUGUAGCGCACGGGCUGUAUCGGGGCCAGUCAGCGGAACCCAGUGUAAUAAUUCUGCUCCUGCGAGUGAUGAGGACAACGAACCUCUCCUACAGGACAGCAGCAUGUAGUCACCUAAUUCAGCUUUUUUGGAAUAUGCAGGAAAUACAUGAAGGAGAGCAGCGAAAAUGUGCUCUGGAAUGACGGACUUGAAACAGUUACUGUACUGGUGUUCGUUUUAUUAUCUGAUAAAUUGCUUCCAGCAUUGUUUUUUUUAUUAUUAUUACUGUUUUUUUAACAUA
Messenger RNA from Colossoma macropomum (tambaqui), 1891 nucleotides. RefSeq names its product major facilitator superfamily domain containing 14Bb (gene slc71a2b). Gene Ontology annotation, molecular function: transmembrane transporter activity. NCBI's taxonomy places the organism in Eukaryota, Metazoa, Chordata, Actinopteri, Characiformes, Serrasalmidae. The record is from RefSeq and is a predicted model, not a curated record. The coding region runs from base 179 to 1720 and encodes 513 amino acids. Gene Ontology annotation, cellular component: membrane. The transcript is spliced from 12 exons. Gene Ontology annotation, biological process: transmembrane transport.